Molecule: messenger RNA, 3900 nt
Organism: Camellia sinensis
Lineage: Eukaryota; Viridiplantae; Streptophyta; Magnoliopsida; Ericales; Theaceae
Source: RefSeq, a predicted model, not a curated record
GCUCUCAAAGAACCUCAAGCCCUUCAUCUCUCCAUCCAAACAACUGUUCCUCAUUGCUUGUAGUUACAAACCAACAAUGACAGCCUUAGCGGAGAGGCUUUCCAACCAGUUUGUUCCGUUCCAUGUCCUGUUUGUCUUUCUCAUGAUCCUUCAAUUGGUCUCUUCUUUUAAUUCUGCUACUUAUGCUGCUUCUGCAACUACUAAAGUUGGAGAAGACGGAACUGAAGCUGCGGCUCUCUUGAGGUGGAAAGCUAGCCUUGACAACCAGAGCCAAUCUCUCUUGUUCUCGUGGGCUGGAAGCAAUCAUUGCAAUUGGGUUGGAAUCGAUUGCAAUAAUGCUGACAGAGUCACCCAUAUAGACCUUGAGAGUAAAGGCUUGAGAGGUACACUUUCCAGUUUUAACUUCUCUUCCUUCCCUCAUCUCCUCAGCCUUAAACUUCAUGACAACUCAAUCUACGGGACAAUCCCCUCAAAGAUUGGUAGCCUUGUAACACUCACCUACCUUGACUUGUCCAACAAUUAUCUUUCAGGAACAAUUCCAUCAGAAAUAGGAAUACUCUGUUCUCUCACAAUUUUGUAUUUUUAUGAUAAUCAACUUUCUGGAUCCAUCCCUCAUCAAGUUGGAAAGUUAAGGUCUCUCAUUGAAUUUGAUUUGUCAACAAACAAUCUCACAGGUUCAAUCUCUGCUUCUAUAGGGAACUUGACCAACUUGACCAUUCUAUACCUUUAUAAAAAUCAACUUUCUGGAUCCAUCCCCCAAGAAGUUGGAAUGCUAAGGUCUCUAAUUGAGCUUGAUUUGUCAGAAAACAUUCUCACAGGUUUGGUCCCUACUUCUAUGGGGAACUUGGCCACCUUAACCAUUUUACACCUUUUCAAAAACCGUCUUUCUGGACCCAUCCCUCAAGAAGUUGGAAUGCUAAGGUCUCUCAUUGAACUUGAUUUGUAUGUAAACAAUCUCACAGGUUCAAUCCCUCCUUCUAUAGGGAACUUAACCAACUUGACCAUUCUAUACCUUUAUGAAAACCAACUUUCUGGAUCCAUCCCCCAAGAAGUUGGAAUGCUAAGGUCUCUCAUUCAACUUGGUUUGUCAACAAACAAUCUCACAGGUUCAAUCCCUGCUUCUAUAGGGAACUUGACCAACUUGACCAAUCUAUACCUUUAUAGAAACCAACUUUUUGGAUUCAUCCCUCAAGAAGUUGGAAUGCUGAGGUCUCUAAUUGAACUUGAUUUGUCAACAAACAAUCUCGCAGGUUCAAUCCCUGCUUCUAUAGGGAACUUAACCAACUUGACCAUUCUAUACCUUUAUGAAAACCAACUUUCUGGAUCCAUCCCCCAAGAUGUCGGAAUGCUAAGGUCUCUAAUUGAACUUGAUUUGUCAACAAACAAUCUCACAGGUUCAAUCCCUACUUUUAUAGGGAACUUGACCAACUUGACCAUUUUACACCUUUUUGAAAAUCGUCUUUCUGGAUCCAUCCCUCGAGAAGUUGGAAUGCUAAGGUCUCUCAUUAACCUUAGUUUGGAUGGAAACAAUCUCACAUGUUCAAUCCCUCUUGAGUUAGGAAAACUAAACUCCCUAACUCAUUUGAAUUUGCAUCAUAACAAACUGACAGGCUCCGUUCCUUCAGAAAUGGACAAUCUUACGCAUUUGCAAAUCUUUGAGGUGAGCAACAACAUGCUCACAGGUCAUAUACCACGAAGUAUCUGCGUUGGAGGAUCACUUACCAAGCUACUUGCAUCAAACAACUACUUAAUAGGUGAUAUGCCAAAAUUCUUGGGAAAUUGCAGUCAGUUACGUCGAGUUAGACUUGAUCAAAACCGACUCACUGGAAAUAUAUCUGAAAUUUUCGAGGUACUCCCAAACUUGGUAUAUAUCGAUCUGAGUCAUAAUAACUUCUAUGGUGAACUUUCUAAAAAAUUGGGCAAGUGCCAUAAUUUGACUAGUAUAAAGUUCUCCAACAAUAAAAUCUCUGGAAAUAUACCACUUGAGUUUGGAGGUGCAAGUCAGUUGCAACUACUUGACCUCUCUUCAAAUCAUCUAGAUGGAGAGAUCCCAAAGAGUUUAGGAAAGUUGGCCUUAUUGUUCAGUAUUUCUCUGAGUGAUAACAAACUUUCAGGCAAUAUUCCAGUAGAAUUUGGCAGGCUAUCUAAUUUGGAAGAUCUAAACUUGGCGGCAAACAAUCUAAGUGGAUCAGUUCCAGUCCAACUAGGGGAGCUUGUGAAACUAUGGAACUUGAAUUUGAGCAAAAAUCUACUCGGGGAGGAUAUUCCUUCUGAAAUAGGCACAUUACAAUUUCUUCAAAGUCUUGACCUUGGAAACAAUUUGUUUAAAGGUGAGAUUCCACAACAGAUUGGGGAAUUGCAAAGCUUAGAGACAUUAAAUCUAUCCCACAAUAAGUUGUCUGGUUCCAUUCCAUCCUCUUUUAAUGGGAGAUCAAGUUUGACAUCUGUUGAUAUAUCUUAUAAUCACUUGGAGGGUCCUUUGCCCAACACCAAAGCCUUUCAAGAUGCUCCAUUUGAGGCAUAUGUAGGUAAUGAUGGUUUUUGUGGAAAUAAGACCGGUUUGAUGCCAUGCUCACGAAAAAUGAGCAAUGGGGCUAAAGACAAAAAACAUAACAAAGUUUUGCUUAUGGUCUUAGUUCCUGUUUUAGGAUUUUUAUUUUUUGUGGUUGUUGGGAGUUUUCUAGUUCUUCAAAAAAGAGUGGGAAACAAACAAAAUGAGCCUAAAAGAGAAAAUAUUGAAAAUUUGUUUGCAAUAUGGAGCUAUGAUGGAAAAAUGGUGUACGAAAACAUCAUUGAAGCAACAGAAGACUUUAAUGCCAAACAUUGCAUCGGUGUGGGAGGAUAUGGCACUGUUUAUAAAGCCAAAUUGCCAAGUGGUCAGGUUGUUGCUGUGAAGAAACUUCACUCUUCACAAGUUGGUGAGUUGGAUAACCUAAGGAGUUUUACAAGUGAGAUUCGUGCAUUGGCAGAGAUACGGCAUCGUAAUGUCAUAAAGCUUUAUGGUUUUUGUUUGCAUCGACGACACUCAUUCCUAGUUUACGAGUUCAUGGAAGGGGGGAGCUUAGGAAAGAUAUUGAGCAAUGAGAAAGAAGCAUUAGAUUUUGAGUGGAGGAAGAGAUUGAAUGUUGUUAAAGGUUUGGCAGAUGCUUUGUCAUACAUGCACCAUGAUUGUUCGUCUCCGAUCAUCCAUCGCGAUAUAUCAAGCAAGAAUGUUCUACUAGAUUCAAGAUACGUGGCUCACAUCUCUGAUUUUGGCACUGCUAGACUUAUAAAGCCUCAAUCAUCUAAUUGGACUUUGUUUGCAGGAACCUUUGGAUACGCAGCUCCAGAACUUGCUUACACAAUGGAAGUGAAUGAGAAGUUGGAUGUUUAUAGCUUUGGAGUUUUAAUCCUGGAAGUUCUAAUGGGGAAGCAUCCCGGCGAUCUCAUCUCAUCUAUUUCCUCAUCACCACCCACUGUUUAUGGUGUAUCGUUGAAAGAUAUACUGGAUAUGCGCCUCCCAUCUCCUGGGAAUCAUGUGGAAGAAGAAGUGGUCCUUGUUGUGAAGCUAGCAUUGGCAUGUUUACACACCAGUCCACAGUGCCGACCAACAAUGCGACAAAUUUCCGUGGCUCUAUCAAAACAGAGACCACCUCUGCAGAAUUCAUUUGACUUGAUUUCAUUAGGACAACUCUUUGAUGUCAAAUGUUCAACCUCCUGAGCAUUCUCCUUUUCCCUUUAUUGUUUUGUGUUUUUGUUUUUCUAUUUUUACGUUGAAAUUUUGAUUUCCGUUCUCUUUGUUAUCUAUUUCUCUGUCAUUUUCUAUGUUCAAAGUUGGAAACACGUUGAAAUACUGUUGGUAAAUAAAAACGUGUUCCAAAGGACAGGUGUGAAUAAGAUGAAGAGAAGGCUACUUGGUUA